AUGUCAAAUCCGUUUCAGAAUAUAGGUAAAAAUUUACUUUACAUUUCUGCAGCUGGUAUUACAUCCAUUUUUAUUGUUAAGACUAUAGUGAAGUCUAGGAGGGAUGCUAAAUUCAUACCAAAAGCGCGGGGAAAUAGUGAUGAAAUGAAUGAGCGAGAUUAUUACGAUAAUCUUGCCCAAGUAAAACCAGGAUUUCCCCUGCCUAAACAUGGAGACAACAGUAUUGACAAUUCUGAAGACCAUGGGUUGGCAAGAAAGAGUAAAUAUGAAGGUAGCGGACUCAGCGCGGUAACAAGGAAAAGAGGUGACAAAUUAGGCUUUCUAGACAGGAGAAGAGAUGAGUGA
This is a messenger RNA of Saccharomyces mikatae IFO 1815, 345 nucleotides long. RefSeq names its product Coi1p (gene COI1). The record is from RefSeq and is a predicted model, not a curated record. The transcript is spliced from 2 exons. The coding region runs from base 1 to 345 and encodes 114 amino acids. Lineage: Eukaryota; Fungi; Ascomycota; Saccharomycetes; Saccharomycetales; Saccharomycetaceae.